AUGGAUCACAAAACCUCUACUACCGAGCACAUUCGCCUCAGGCCUAAUUCUGGUGCAGCAAGCCAAGUAUUUUUGCUUAUUGCCAUUGUAAAGGAGCUAGUCUCGUUCUUGUUGGCGCUAGUUCGGGGUAUUACCUCGCUUGAAAGUCUAUACACUCAACUCCGGGCGUCGCGCCUGGAACGCCGUCGUUGUCUCGGUGGAAUACCAAGCAGAGGUCCAGCUUCUGAAACGGACUCUGAAGACACGACUUCUACCUUCGGCGUAUAUGAUUGCUCUCUGGACAGUGCUGUUCAACAAUUAUGCAGGGCAAUCGUACGUCGUGACUGCGAGGCUGUUUCGUGUAUGUUGAAAGCUGUUCCCUGCCUCGUGAGCAAACGGCAUAGGGGUGGUUGGUUCCCACUACACGCGGCUGUCCUGUCAGGUGACAUUGAUCUGAUCAGGCUGAUUCUUUCAUGUCCAAACACAGACGUCAAUGCUGUGUAUGAAGUAGGCACCACUUCUGUGCUCUUUCCCGACCUGGAGAGAGAGCUUGGUUUACACGUUGAUGGUACAACGGGGGCGAGACCGCUUCACUAUGCAUGCAUGAUUGGCAAUGCCGAUAUCAUCAAUUUGCUUACCCAUCAUGGAGCAUUACUGAAUGCACGGGAUGAAUGGCAGCGGGAGCCUAUCGAUUAUUUCGAUAUGCAGCGAGACUUAGACAUUGCAACUGCAUUCAGUUACCUAUACAAUAAUUGGCGUGAUCGACACGAGUUCUACAACGAGUACGCAAAUAUCGAUGAUGUAGCGGACUUGAUACGACAGGAUAAGUACGACUUGUUUAAGCAGGCUUUACAUCGACGGCCACAACUCGCUUCGAAGUUUACGUAUUACGAUUACUCUCUUUUGCACCUUGCUGUUGUUCGGGGGCGUCGUUAUUUCGCGGAGCACCUUUUAUCAAUAUGCCCGUCUUUAAUCAACGAAUAUGAUAACCGUUCGAUCUGGUCGUGUGAAGCCUCCCUCUCGUCAUUCGCACCUCCAGGCGUUCCACACAAACAUGUGAAAGAUGCGACCGCUCUGCAUUAUGCCUGUCUCAUAGAGGACUUAGACAUCAUUACUCUGCUAAUCAAGGCCGGCGCCGAUUGGAACAUCAAGGACUACCGAGGCCGGAAACCGGAGGAUCUGUUCUAUCCGAAGAGUGAGAAUUACGAUCAUAUAAAGAACGUUUUCUCAUGCCUCUGCGUCGCGGAAGAGGAAAAGAGGAAGAUGGCUGUUGAGGAGAGUGUAUGCCAUGGUGACGUAAACGCGUGGAAGGAGGCCGAGCGUAUCGGCAUGAAUGCUUGGUCUGACUGGGGAGAAUGCCACGCCAACACCAAGGAGCCUUUGCUUGAAGUCAAACGCGAGGAGUGCGUCGACGUACCACCUCCAAAGCCUCCCGCCCAAUCGUUCCUUUCCCUCGAAAAGGUAUUGGAAGAGACGCUUGUGGGUCAGCGAGGUCCAAUACGAACUGUGGCGAACGCAGUCCGAUUACGGGAAGGGAAGUGGGUCGACCCCGAUCGACCACUCACGAUGCUCUUUCUUGGAAGCUCUGGCGUCGGAAAGACGGAGCUAGCUAAACAAUUAGCUCUGUUCAUUCAUGGCCAGAACGGGCUUUCGACGAACAAUGGUGACCGCGUCAAACAGCUUGAAAAGGAACAUGCUUUUGUUCGUAUUGACAUGAGCGAAUAUCAGGAGCGCCAUUCGGCGUACAAUCUUAUCGGUGCCCCGAAGAGCUAUGUAGGAUACGGUGAUGGAGGUGCCUUGACGCAGCCAUUGAAGAAGAACCCGAAGGCCAUUGUCUUACUCGACGAGAUUGAGAAAGCACAUCCAGAUGUGCUUAAUAUGUUCCUCCAAGUUUUCGACGACGGUCGGAUAACAGACUCAAAGGAUGGUGUCGUCUGUUGCAAAGAUGCGAUAUUCAUAAUGACGUCCAACAUCGCAUCGGACGAGAUAAAAGAAAGUUCCUCAGAGCUACGUGAACUUGUCGCUCUCACAGAGACAGAAGACAGGCCAGAGUCCUACCUACACGUCAUUCGGGAGUUCACGCGUUCUAUUCGUCCAAUCUUGAAGCAAUCGUUGAAACGCGAUGAGUUCAUUGGCCGGAUAAAUGAAAUUGCUGUUUUCCUGCCACUUAGUGAGGAAGAGAUUGAGAUUGUUGUGGAGCGCGAGUUGGGUGUGUGGGCGAGACGUGCAGAGGAAGAACAUGGAAUCAAGCUGAGCUGGUCUAAUGAGGUUGUGAAGAAGUUGGCGUCGGCUUACGAAAUCAACUAUGGCGUUCGUUCCGUCGCGAAUGAGGUUCAGCGCGUUGCAAUACACCUAGUCGCUGACGCACAAAUUUCGGGGAAGAUUAACGAUAAGUGUAAUGCAGUUCUGUUGACCGAUGAAUUCGGUGACAUCAAGUUGGAUACUACUUCAGAGGACUGA
Molecule: messenger RNA, 2439 nt
Organism: Fomitiporia mediterranea MF3/22
Lineage: Eukaryota; Fungi; Basidiomycota; Agaricomycetes; Hymenochaetales; Hymenochaetaceae
Exons: 10
Coding region: 1-2439 (812 amino acids)
Biological process (GO): cellular response to heat
Cellular component (GO): cytoplasm; mitochondrion
Molecular function (GO): ATP binding; ATP hydrolysis activity; protein binding
Source: RefSeq, a predicted model, not a curated record